AUGGAGAUAAAAGAUCAGCAUGAACUAAAGGCGCUAGCUGAAAUGAAAACUCCCUAUCGAAAUAGGGACAAGAGCAAAUAUUAUCACUUCCAUAAAGAUUGUUGCCAUGAAACAAAUGAAUGCAAGCAUCUGAAGAGAGCCUUGGAAGAUUUAACUCGCAAAGGAAAGAUGAAUUCAUAUCUACCCCAAGGGGGAAGAAAGUUUCAAAAAAGGGAUGACCGUCAGAGCAAGAGAAAAGAAAGUGAAACUACUGAUGAGGAUGUAGUGCUUGUCAUAUCUGGGGGUUUUGCAGCAGGAGAGCCAACCAACCGCGGGCAUAAAAAUUACUUCAGGGAACUCGGCCAGAUCAUGCUUACCAAUCAAGAAGAAUCUGACCCCUUUCCAAAGGUAGUCGCUAGUGAGCUGGAUCACGGGAAGAUAAGAACUCCUCAUGACGACCCCUUGGUUGUAGAAAUGAAGAUUGCCAAUUUGAGAGUAAGAAGAAUUUUGAUUGAUACCAGGAGUUCGACUGAUAUCAUUAGCGCAGGCUGUUUAUCAAGAUUGAAGUUUAAUGAGAAUGACUUGGUCCCAGUCCAUCAUCCUAGAAUUGGGUUUGGAGGAGAAGUAAUCCACCCUAUGGGAACUGUCACCUUGCGCGUCAGGGUAGGGGACAAGGAACCAUCCAAAACACUGUUUGUUAAGUUCUUGGUGGUACGAGAUCUGACGGCUUACAACGUCAUUCUCGGGCGACCCACCUUGAACCACAUCAAAGCAGUGAUUGUUACUCAUUCGAUGUUAAUGAAGUUCGAGUGUGAUGGAGGGAAGAUUGGAUCUCUAUAUGGAGAUCAGCAAGCAACAAGAGAAUGCUACCUUACUACUUCAAAACCUUCAUCAUGGAAGGGAGAAAAAUCGGAACAACCAAGAAUAAACUAA
Molecule: messenger RNA, 912 nt
Organism: Beta vulgaris subsp. vulgaris (sugar beet)
Lineage: Eukaryota; Viridiplantae; Streptophyta; Magnoliopsida; Caryophyllales; Amaranthaceae
Exons: 1
Coding region: 1-912 (303 amino acids)
Source: RefSeq, a predicted model, not a curated record